AUGAUGAAUUAUUGGUGGGGUGGAUCGGCGGAUAGUGGGCAUAUCCACUGGCUCCGGUGGGAACGACUAACACAGCACAAAUCAAAAGGCGGCAUAGGCUUUCGAGACUUGCAUCUUUUCAACAAAGCCAUGUUAGGGAAACAAGGAUGGAGACUUAUUACACGUCCUGACAGUCUUUGUGCUCGGGUUUUGAAAGGCCGCUACUUCCAUGACUCGGACUUUUUGGGCACUACAAGGAAGAAGCACGCCAGUCAUACAUGGCGCGCGAUCCUGGCUGGAAAGGAAGUGGUACAGCGUGGGGCUAUCAAGAGGAUUGGCAAUGGCACUUCGACGAACAUCUGGCAGGAUAGGUGGAUACCUAUGCAUUUUGACGCUAGGCCACUGACUCCCAGUGAUGGACAGGAGGUGACAAUGGUGUCUGACUUGAUGACCAAUUCAGGACAGUGGAAUGAGGAGUUGAUCCGAGAGAUUUUCAUCCCGGUGGAUGCAGCAGCAAUACCCCGAAUUCCGUUGAGAUCGCAUGACGAUGAUGACUGCUGGGCUUGGGAGCCGGAAAAGCACGGCAUUUACUCAGUGAAGACAGCCUAUCAGAAACUCGAGCAGCGGAAUAAACGGCUACGUGGUGAAGAUCAACCACCUAUAAAGGUAGCAGUGCACUGGUCUAUCGACAUGGCCCAUGAUCUGCUGGAAAUCGUCAAACUGAAAGAGAAGGUCAGUCCGGGUUUUGCAAAACCAGCCUGGAAGCCUCCUCCGGUAGGUUGGGUCAAAUGUAACACUGAUGGUGCUUACCGCCCGGACGCUGGGCAUGGCGCGUCUGGGGUGAUCCUCAGGGACUCCACAGGUCUCUUUCUGGGCGGUCGUUCACGCUGGUACCCCCAUGCUUUGGAUGCCUUGAUGAUGGAGGCAUUGGCCUGUCUUGAUGCUCAUAAGCUAGCUCAGCAGGCCAAAGGUGAUUACAGAGUUGUGGAGUGGCAAGUUGUCCCAACCUGUAUUAUAAACCUGCUGGCUGAAGAAUGUAAUCCCCAUAUUCCCUAA
Miscanthus lutarioriparius is the source of this 1035-nucleotide messenger RNA. Lineage: Eukaryota; Viridiplantae; Streptophyta; Magnoliopsida; Poales; Poaceae. The record is from the annotation of a GenBank genome assembly.